AUGGGUAACAAGUCGUCAUUAUUGCUGCGAGAAGAAGAAAUAGCUCAAAUUCAAGAAGAAACAGGAUUUACACCAAAUCAAAUUGAAAGGCUUUAUUCUCGGUUUACAUCUCUUGACAAGAAUGACUGUGGAACACUCUCCAGAGAUGACUUUUUGAGGAUUCCAGAACUAGCCAUCAACCCAUUGAGCGAGAGGAUUGUACAUAGUUUCUUUGCUGAAAGUCAUGAUGACAGAGUGAAUUUUUUGCAAUUCAUGAGGGUGCUAGCGCAUUUCAGGCCUAUUCGGAAGAACAGACAAAAUAAAUUGAACAGUAGAGAAGAAAAACUGAGAUUUGCCUUCUCUAUGUAUGACCUGGAUAAUGAUGGCAAAAUCUCCAGAGAUGAAUUACUUGCUAUUUUACACAUGAUGGUUGGAGCAAACAUCAGUGAAGAGCAGCUUACUAGCAUUGCAGAGCGCACUAUCCUUGAAGCUGAUACAAAUAAUGACCAGAUGAUCUGCUUUGAAGAGUUUUGUCACGCACUGGAGAGAACUGAUGUUGAACAGAAGAUGUCCAUCCGGUUUCUCAAUUGA
Chilo suppressalis (striped riceborer) is the source of this 570-nucleotide messenger RNA. The record is from the annotation of a GenBank genome assembly. NCBI's taxonomy places the organism in Eukaryota, Metazoa, Arthropoda, Insecta, Lepidoptera, Crambidae.